Messenger RNA from Mercenaria mercenaria, 1817 nucleotides. RefSeq lists its product as uncharacterized. The record is from RefSeq and is a predicted model, not a curated record. The transcript has 7 exons. NCBI's taxonomy places the organism in Eukaryota, Metazoa, Mollusca, Bivalvia, Venerida, Veneridae. Bases 100 to 813 code for a protein of 237 amino acids.
ACGAAUACUAAAUAUUAUAAAUUGAUUAGUCUGUCUAGAGUGAAGCCAACCUUUACCCGCAUUCCGACAAUCUUCUGAAGAACUUACCUUCUAAUCAUUAUGCCGUACAGUAACCGUGUUGCCCAGUUUGAACCUUUAGAAGAUACUGGUGAGUUUAAACUACGGAAGACGGUGUUUCUGGGUUAUACAGACAUAGCUGCCGGGGGCAUACGAGCUUUACUUGGAAUCAACAUGAGAAAAGAGUUUUUGACAAUAAAUAUUCCAGAGCUGCGGGACAAUAAUUUAGGGGUUGAAAGCCUGGAGACAUUAGACCCAAGAGACCAGCCCUACGCACCUUUCCAAGUCUGGAAUCUGAAAUAUGAACAGUUUUCAGUCAUUCUCGUGAAUACCAAAUUGAAAUCGGACAGAUGUCACUUUGUUUGUAGUAAGAUUAUGGACAUAUGCACCAAGUGGUGUGUAGAUAAGCUUAUAGUGUUAAGUGCCCUACGUGUAGAUAUUGCAAUAAAUGAUGACACAAAAAUAUACGAAAAUGUCAUAAAUGACAUGCCGCUUACAAAUUGUCCAGAACUUCCGGGAGAUACCAGUAUGAAUGACCCCUUCUUGAGCACGUUGAUACAGAUGGUACAGGUCGAGUACGUGCCCACUUGCUUCCUUAUAAUACCUGCACACAGAGCCUGUCUUGGUGAAGCACGUGAAACAGAUGGCAGUAAACAGGUAAAUGACCAUUUUGAGCACGUUGAUACAGAUGGUACAGGUCGAGUACGUGCCCACUUGCUUCCUUAUAAUACCUGCACACAGAGCCUGUCUUGGUGAAGCACGUGAAACAGAUGGCAGUAAACAGGUGAUAGAAACAUUUCAGCAGACGAUAAAUGCAGCUACAAAAAUUAGCUUUGAUAGUGAAUUUAGUUACAACUUGAUAUACAAAGGAGAUAAUGACCAGAAAGAUUCGAAUGGCACUUCAAUGAUCUAUUCCUGAAAACGUCUGCUGGGUAAUAGGAAGUUUUAUAAAAACAACAGUGGUCUUAUGACAGCUUGCUCACCAAUUUGAUGCGAUUCCAGUUAAUAAUAGCUUAAAUACAAAAGAGACCCAAUUUUGUGGACUUUCAGUUGAAUAUAUGGUACCCGGCUCAGAAUGUUGAUUUCGAAAAUUUAUGAAUACAUGUACUUUGAAAGCAUUUUGAGAAUAAUUUGCAAGUGAAAAAGGGGCAUGAUUUUGCAAAAAAAUAACUCGGUAGUUAUUAAACGUGUUCUGUGAAGCCAUCUGAUAAGCCAAAAAUGUGUGUAAACUUGAAAACAUAUGGUCAAGUAUGUUUACAUGCAAAACUUUCACAAUAUUUCUCUGUUAAAAAGGGACAUAAUUAGUAUCAAAAUACAAGCUAAAGUUGUAUAACUUGUUCUGAGAGAUAAUCUAAAAAUGUUAAAGACGUGAAGUUUGGAAGUAUUUGGUCCAGUAGGUUUUGAGAAAUCUGCUUAGUACAUGUAAAACUUUAACCUGAAAUUUGAUUCUAAACAGGGGAACAAUUUUGAUGGAGUAAAGCUUAAGUUGUGUAAUUUGUGCUGGAAGUUUAUCUAAUGAUGCCAAAGACACGUAUGAAGUUUGAAGUCAUUUGGAUCAGUAUUUUUUUUCUCUGUGAAGUGGACGUGGACGCCUACAAGAAUGACUGCAAAUGCUAGAGAUACCUUUUGAAAAUUUUUGAGCCAUAAACACAAUAAUUCAGGCAGGAGAGAUGCACUUUCAGAUGGUUAAGAAUGAAAGAAUCGUUUAGAAUGAACUAUUUGCUAGAGACAAAAUGGAAUUCUGUUGACUUUAAUACAGC